Messenger RNA from Lacerta agilis (Sand lizard), 2535 nucleotides. RefSeq names its product vomeronasal type-2 receptor 26-like. NCBI's taxonomy places the organism in Eukaryota, Metazoa, Chordata, Lepidosauria, Squamata, Lacertidae. Gene Ontology annotation, biological process: G protein-coupled receptor signaling pathway. Gene Ontology annotation, cellular component: membrane. The coding region runs from base 1 to 2535 and encodes 844 amino acids. Gene Ontology annotation, molecular function: G protein-coupled receptor activity. The transcript has 6 exons. The record is from RefSeq and is a predicted model, not a curated record.
AUGGUGUUUUUAGUGUUCUUGCUGCUGGAACUGUUUUCUUACAAAGGAUGUCAGGCUCACCUAGCAAAAUGCAGGCUUCAGGAUCCACACCGUCCACUUCACACGUAUCAUCAGCCAGGAGAGUUCCUCAUUGGUGGCAUUGUUUCCCAUGGUGGCUUCUUCUCCUCUCCAGCAACAUUCACUGAGGAACCCCCACCAGCACCGUCUGAAGGGCUUGUGGUGGUGCCUAAGGGUUACCAGCACAUCGUGGCCUUGGCAUUUGCAGUCAAGGAGAUCAACAAAGACCCUCACAUCCUACCCAAUAUCACCUUGGGCUUUCACUUAUAUGACAGCUAUAUCAGUGCAAGGAGCACAUAUCUUGCCACACUGCUGCUUUUAUCCAUGGUGAAUAAAUUUGUCCCUAACUAUAUAUGUGAUGUUGAAAAUAAUCUGACAGGGGUCAUUGGGGGCCUGGAUUCUGAAAUCUCCUUUUAUGUGGCAACUCUUUUGGAUAUCUAUAAGAUUCCUCAGCUCAUUUAUGGCUCUGCUCCAGUGAUGAAUAAUAAAAGCCCAGGGCUUCCCUUCUACCAGAUGGCAGCACCGGAAGCCCUUCAGUAUAAAGGAAUUCUCUCUUUGCUUCUGCACUUCAGGUGGACAUGGAUUGGAGUCAUUGCAAUGGACAAUGACAAUGGAGAAAGAUUUCUGCAAACCAUUUCCACAAUAUUUACCAAUGGUGGCAUCUGCUUUGCAUUCCUAGAAAGAAUCCCCAAUUUAAGUUUUAUUUCUGAAAUUGAUGCCAUUCUAGAACAGGGAACAAUUAUAAACCAUAAGAUCUUUAGCAGCAUAGCUAAUGUAAUAGUAGCAUUAGGAGAAUCUUAUUCCAUGGCAACUUUUAGAUGGCUUCCAUACCUAUCAGAACAUGAUGACAUGACGUACAAUAUUAAAAGUAAAGUAUGGAUAUCAACAGCCCAGCUUGAGUUCACAUCUUUUGCCUUUCAAAGGAACUGGGAUUCAGCAAUAUUCAGUGGUGCUUUAGCCUUUGAAAUUCACUUCAGAAACCCACCAGGCUUUCAUCAGUAUGUUGUGCACAGAAACCCUUCCAGCACACAUGGGGAUGGUUUUAUCAGGGACUUCUGGCAACAGGCCUUUGAAUGUGUAUUCCCAGAUAUCACUGCAGACAAGGUGGAGGGGAAUCUUUGCACCGGAGAAGAGAAGCUGGAGAGCCUUCCUGGAUCACUUUUUGAAAUGAGCAUGACAGGCCACAGUUACAGCAUCCACAAUGCUGUCUAUGCCAUGGCCCAUGCUUUACAUGCCAUGUCCACAUCCAGACUCAGGCAAAGAGGAAUGGUGUACGGAGCAAGAGGGAAGAAUCUGAAUCAACAGCUUUGGCAGCUCCAUCACUUUCUGAGAAGUAUCUCUUUUAACAAUACUGCUGGAGAUGUGGUCUUCAUCAACCAGAAUGGAGAGGUAGCUUCUAGCUUGGAUAUUGUCAAUUGGAUUAUAUUCUCCAACCAAAGUUUGCGCAGAACUCAGCCUCUUUCUGUCUGUACUGAGAGAUGUCUUCCAGGAUCGUGCAAGAAAGUGAAGGAGGGACAUCCACCUUGCUGCUACGAUUGCAUCCCAUGUCCAGAGGGAAAGAUUGCAGACCAGGAUGAUAUGAAUGACUGUCAUAAAUGCCCUGACAAAGACUAUCCGAGCAAGAACCAGGCUGCAUGUCUACCCAAGGAUAUAAGCUUCUUGUCUUACGAAGAGCCUUUGGGCAUCAGUUUAGCCUGUUUCUCUCUUUCCCUUUCCUUGAUCACAGCUCUGGUUCUAGGUAUAUUUAUAAAACACCACGACACACCCAUUGUCAUUGCAAACAACCGAAACCUCACCUACACUCUCCUCAUCUCUCUCCUGCUCUGCUUCCUUUGUGCAUUGCUCUUCAUUGGCCAACCAGAGAAGGUCACGUGUCUCCUCCGACAAACAGCUUUUGGCAUCAUCUUCUCAACCGCUGUUUCCUGUGUCCUGGCAAAAACCUUCACUGUAGUUUUGGCCUUCAUGGCUACAAAACCAGAAUCCAGGAUGAGGAAAUGGGUGGGGAAAGGGCUAGGCCACUCCAUUCUCCUUUCCUGCUCCAUUGUCCAAGUGGGCAUAUGUACUGUGUGGCUGGCAACCUCUCCCCCAUACCCAGAUGUGGACAUGCACUCAAUGGCAGAAGAAAUCAUACUAGAAUGUAAUGAAGGGUCUGUAACAAUGUUUUACACUGUCCUCAUCUACAUGAGCUGCAUGGCCACUGUAAGUUUCGCUGUGGCUUUCCUCGCCAGGAAGUUACCAGACAGUUUCAACGAAGCCAAGUUUAUCACCUUCAGCAUGUUGGUCUUCUGCAGUGUUUGGCUGUCCUUUAUUCCUUCCUAUCUGAGCACCAAGGGAAAAUAUAUGGUAGCUGUGGAGAUCUUCUCCAUCUUAGCCUCCGGUGUUGGGUUGCUGGGUUGCAUCUUUGCCCCCAAAUGUUACAUAAUAAUUUCGAGGCCUGAGCUGAACAAUAGAGAGCAGCUAAUAAGGAAGAAAAAUUAA